GGCGAGGCGGGCAGGGCCAGGCCGGGCCGGGCCGGGCCGGACCGGGCGGAGGAGGAGGCACCAUGCAGGCGCGGCGCUUGGCCAAGCGCUCCAGCAUGGGCAGCCGGCGGCUGAGCGCCGGGCCGGUCGCCGCGCAGGCGGACGCGGGCCGGCUCCCCAAGCCCGAGAGCGCCUGGAGGCCGCCCCGGCGGGAGGGCUCCGCUGCGGCGCUGGAGGAGGAGGACGAAGACGAGGAUGUGGUGGUGGAGGUAGAGGAGGAGGAGGAAGAAGAAGAGGGCGGCCUGGGGAGUCCCCCCCCAGCGGUGACCGGACACGGCAAGGGUCCCCUCCGCGGGAGCCUCAAGGCAGCCAGCAUCAAGCGUGAAAUGACCUUUCCUGCAUUUCAGCAGGAGGAUGUAAAAUAUGACGUCAGUCAAAAACUGCCAGACCAGCAGUUUCUCCUGUUCACCACAAAGGAGGAAGAUUUAAAAACAGCAGAGACCAAAAAACCAAACAGAGCUCAUGAGUAUGAGAAGGAAAACACUCGUUCUGUUUGCCUUCUGGAACAGAAGCGCAAGGUUGUUUCUUCAAAUAUUGAUGUGCCUCCAGCAAGAAAAUCAUCUGAAGAGCUGGACAUGGAUAAAGUAACAGCAGCCAUGGUACUCACCAGUUUAUCCACCAGCCCCUUGGUCCGCAGCCCUCCUGUCCGACCCAACGAAUCCAUAAAUGGAUCUUGGAAGGAAGGAGGAUUUGUGCCUUCUAGUACCAGCAGCAGUGGAUACUGGAGCUGGAAUGCUCCCAGUGACCAGUCCAACCCAUCCACCCCAUCUCCACCUCUGUCAGCUGAUAGCUUCAAAGCUUUUCGGACACCUUCCCAGACAGAUGAUGGUAUUGACGAAGCCGAAACAAGCAACCUUCUCUUUGAUGAACCCAUUCCUAGGAAGAGAAAGAACUCCAUGAAGGUGAUGUUCAAAUGCCUGUGGAAAAACUGUGGGAAGGUACUGAGCACAGCUGCAGGGAUUCAGAAACACAUACGGACCAUUCACCUUGGACGUGUAGGAGAGUCUGACUACAGUGAUGGAGAGGAGGAUUUUUACUACACAGAAAUCAGGCUCAAUACGGACUCAGUAGCUGAUGGUUUAAGCAGUCUUUCCCCAGUCUCUCCAUCUUUAGCAUCUCCUCCUGCCUUUCCUACCCAAGAUGCAGUCCGUCCCGAAACUUCCUGUGCCAAAACUGAGACUAAAUUGAUGACACCUCUGAGCCGCUCAGCUCCUACCAACCUCUACCUCGUACACACGGACCAUGCUUACCAGGCAACUCCUCCAGUGAACAUUCCAGGGUCAGCAAAAUUCACUCCCAAUGGCAGUAGCUUUAGCAUCUCUUGGCAGUCGCCUCCAGUUACCUUCACCGGCAUUCCAGUCUCACCAACUCAUAAUCGUCCUGCAGGGAGUGGAGAGCAGAAACAGUCCCACACAGUUCUUUCAUCACCGCCUAGAGUAGCAUUUGGCUUGAGGAAGCCUAGAGGGGAGGGGAAAAAGUGUCGGAAGGUCUAUGGGAUGGAGAACAGAGAUAUGUGGUGUACUGCCUGCCGAUGGAAGAAGGCCUGCCAAAGGUUCAUCGACUAAAGAUUGAAAUUGUGCAGAGGAUUUUGGGAUGGGGGAGGACAACAGCAGAACCAGAUUGCUCAGCUGCACUGUAUCACUUCCCGUUUUCCCUCCAGUGAUGUGGUGUUGGGGGUUUUGUUUUUUCGGGGUGUUUUUUUUAAAGAGCUUUGUAUUUCAAAGUGAAGCACUUGUAGCCAAGGAAAAGCACUAAUCAAAACCUGUGUGGAGCAAUAGAGAAAAAAAACAAGGCAAGCGAAACCAAGAGCAUAAGCAGAAAUCUAAGUAUGGAAACCAGAGCAGCUAUUAGUGUUUUUCUGUAAAAGAAAGGAAAAAGUUAAUUUUUUGCUAACUCUAUGAGCUACUUGCUCCCUAAGAUCAUUUUUAACCAUUUCAGUCUCUGUGCCGUGAACGUCUGUAUUUGCUAAACUGAACACUUUUACUGAAACAAAGAUCUCUUUUUGAAAGCUUUCUAAUAAACACUUCAGAGUCCUAUAAGCUACAGUUUUCUCAGCAAAAGCUGUACUAAGACUGGAGACUGCUAAAUAAUUUUCCUGAUACAAAUCGUCAUGAUUAUAUUGUAUUUUUGGAAAGGGCAUGUGGGGAGGAGUUGGGAUUUUCAUUUGUUUGUUUAUGGGAGCCAAGCAAAGUCUGAAUUCACAAGAAGGACAAGCAGUGCUCCUGGAAGAUUCUUAAACCAGGCACAGAUCAGUGGAGUGGAACAAACUUAUUUAAGUACCAAAUUGGAUUUUGAUACUCUAGACGAAGAAAAGCAGCAAUGGAAAGUCACCAGCAGAUACUGUCACAACAAGAAGUUGAGAGAAGAAAUCCAGGGAUGCUUGCUUGAACCUGUAAGAAUAAAAUGGGGGUCCAGUAGCUUGUCUUGCCGCUCCCCCAUUCCUGAGGGAGGAUGAAGAGUUGGACCAGUGCGCCUGUUCCUGCAGGAGGCCUAUAAAGAACUGGUAAAUGCAGCCACUAAGAUUAUAUGUAAUACCUGUUCAGGGACAUGAUCCAGCCCAGCAGUUCUGCUCUUUGCUUCCUUUUCUCUUAUUUGAGAGAUUGUUGUUAAGAUAAGGUUUGCUCAGCUUUUUUUUUUUUUUCACCUUAUUAUAGUUUCUAAGGUUUAUUUGAUGCAAAAAGUUGGUAGAGAAAAGAAAAUGCCCCCUUUCCACAACAUCAUCUCAUAAAUAGAAGUUCAGCAGCAAAGGAGCGAUGUAUUUAUGGUAAAAAAGUCCAUUUCUUAACUAAUCUUGAUACACUAAUUAACAAAUUUCUGUACUUGCAGGGCUUGGAGAGAUCUGGGUACUUCAGUUUCUCUGUCUGUGAAGACAGACAAUUGUCUAAGAUGUCUCUAAGGGGACUCAAAGUAUCUAAACAGCUAAAAUCUAGUCCAGAAUUGACUUGAUAGCUUUAUGAAGUGUGCAUUGCUGCUUAUGCCUAUGUAAAAGCACAGAACAACAAUGCAGUCGUUUAGAAUAUACACUGUGAAUUCAGUGAAGUAGUACUGAGAAGUAAAAUCUAUAAUAGGAGCUACUGAAGCUUAUCAUCUGAUUUUCUUUGAACAAGUUAAUUGGGCAAUCAGAUGCCUCAUUUGAGCACACUAUUGCUGCAGUUAUUUACAAAUGGUGUGAUUUACAUGCACAAGUGGCAAGACACACUUGCAUGCACCCAGUUAUGUGUUUUUUUGCCCAAUGUGUUCUCUAAGUCAUUAAAGAAAGAAAGAAAAAUAAGAUUGAAAUCUAGUAAGACCUUGAAAUAUAUACGCGUGUGUGUAUGAGUAUAUAUAUCUAUAUGAAACUAGAUAUUGUGUAGUUACAUAUACAUAUAUAUAUGGGAUCACCAGGGAGGAGAAAGAUUGUUUUCUUUAUAAAUACAAAACCCAAGACACUAAAGGUCAGUGGGUAUGCAUAGCCACUGUAUUAUCUUCUUUACUCUUAGUAAAAUGUGGGUCAUGGUAUUUCUUUGGAUGUUGUAUUUUUUUCAAUUUCCUUAGUAAAAUACCUCAUAGUAAUUUGUAGUCAUUUCAGCUUCAAACACUGAGCUUACUGAUGGUUCUACUUUGGUAGAACUUAGAAAAUGUGGGAUCUUUCCAAGAUACUCCUGCCAGUUUCCCCCCCUCCCGCCUCAAUUUUUACAAGCACUCUGAGACUAAUUAUGAAGUGUUCCAUAAUUAAUUUUACUAUCGUUAGACUGGCAGUAUUUGCCUCUAUAUUUGUUGUUCCCCUCCUUUUAUAUUUUCCCUUUUUGCUUUGGAAGAUUUUAUUGGAAAAUAAUGUAUCAAAUUGUAUAUUGUUUCUGUAAUGUCAUGGCAUCGUGAGCACCUUCCCGAGGGCACUUUACAAAUUAUUGUAAUAAGAUUAUUCUUUAUGAAUUUCUGCACGGAAGAAUGGUUUUGUUGCCAGACCAGAUUGCCCUCUGGUACAGAUUUGAUACGGAUUACACAGAGGCACAAAAGCCACAGAUUGUCAAAGCGCGAUAGGAAGCUGGUGUUAACGAAACAGAGGACAGAAGAUACUUGGUAAAUCCUGCCAGGACAAAGCUCAGUUACCAGUGUUUUUACACAACAUUUAAUCAGCAGUUUAUAUUAAAUCAGUUUUGCAUCUUAUGGCUGUGGCAUUUUGAUUCAAAAGCAGGCACUUCUCCAGUUACCAUGGAUAGCGGUAGAGAGGCAGCGUGGCCACCUGGACCCACAUGAAGCGCUCACCAGUCGCUUCGUGCCUUGAACUCAGAUUACUUCAUGUUGCACGAGCACUGCGGCUCCCACCAGGAUCCCCUUCACCCUCCUGACACACCCAGCAGAGAACAGAAACGUCAGCAAAGCCUUUCCUGUGCUGACAGCGCCAGCAUAAUUUGGAAUAAGCUCUUCUGGUUUUCAGUCUGUUGCUUCUGUGUUGCUCUAAGCUGUGUCACUGUCCUUCUAAUGUCCAUGCAUCUCAAACUGCUGCACCAGCCUCUCUGGAAGAGUCAGAUUUUUCUGUUUUCCCAAGAAAGGGCUAGCCUGAAUGCUGUGGGCAUCUGUCAUCAUCAGUACAUGCCAUUUCCCCUAUUGUGGUUUCUCUGCAGGAGGUAGGUGAUUGUCUCUAACUCCCAGAGGAGUGACCCGAAUGCAUCACACAGCCUCUGUGUGCUGCAGGGAUUUGGAUGUGGGUUUGUUCAUGUCAAGAGCCAGAGCUUCCCCCUGAAAUACAAAAAAUGGCAGGAUCUAUUUUGUUGGCUUUAACCACUUACUAGUAUUGAUGCUGGUAACAGAAAUCACCAACAUCAGUAUCAGUGGAGAUCAGCUGUACAGAUCCCUAAUACUUUUCUUCAGGCGUUGUCUUGCUUAACAAAGCUGUUUCCCACUUCCCCCUCUACUCCAUCCCCCAAAGAUACAGAAAAAAAAGAUAAUUUUAGAAGUGAAAACUUAUAAUGGCAAUUUUUAAAAUGUCACUGUGCUCCAACUGCUCCUAUAUGAAGCUAUUGGAUGUUACAAACUCAGAUCAUCACAGUCAUAAAACAGUUUCCACCCAAAACAAUGUGCCUGAUUCUCUAGUGCCUUGCACGAAUAUAACAAGAUGCAAAGGGAGCAAGAGCUCUUCUAUUCCAAUUAGCAGGUUUACACUGACUUUUAACCAAUGCCACUUGUCACCUGUUGGGUAUCUGUUGUUGUGUAAACCAAACCUGUAUGCCCUGAUGGUGUGAAUAAGCUGAGCAGAAUGCCUGUCUGUUGAAUUGUUUUUUCCAAAUCAUUUGCCUGGUAUGAGCGUCAGCUGUCAAAUGAUCCCAGACUACUUGCACCCAUUCACUGUCCCCACCAUCACUUUGUUCAUUCCUUCUCCCCUUCACUUUUUUAAGGUAAUGACCAGGUGGGCAACACUACAGGAGGCAAAGCUUUGGCCAGAAGUUCUUGUAGAACUGCAUGUAAGAACAAUUCCAGCUUCAUGCAAUAUCCCAGAUGUUCUUGUCACUCACUUUUUCAGUCAUUCUGACCCAAUGAGGCAGGAUGGUUUUCUCCCUCUUGCUAUGGUCUGGGACCAGUGAGAAUGACCCUGCCAGGAAUUCAGGACAAUCACUCUAACUGUGGCAAUACAAAGUAGUUUCUUCUUCCCCUGCCUGUAAGUAUGUUGAAACACCACCUCAGAAAUAGGACAUGAAAUCAGAAUCUUGUUAGCUAUGUACAGAGACUUCAGAGGUUACAAGUGAGGCUUGUUUCUGUUGGUUCAAACACUGGUCAUCUGUUGGAGAAAGUUGUGCUGCACUUUUUCAUAGAAAUAUUUUGAUAAGGAAACAUUUGUAAAGUGUCAUCUUGGUUUUAUAUUUACACUUUAUUCGAUCUUCCUGUAAGGUGGUAGCAGUCAGUUGCAGCACUGGAACUGAGACCUGUAUGGAGUAUGGGAUUUAAUCUGCAUUCGUCAGGGGUUUUCUCACUGAUAACUGUGGACUGUUACAAAGCAUCAUAGGUUAGAUUUUGUUCUAGUAUAAGUUCAGGAGAGUUUUAUGGCACCUUUAGCAAAAUAGCUAGAAAGUAAGCCACAAGAAAAAUUAAUCAGGCUGAGGGUUUAAAUACAUUCUGCGUCUGCUAGAUACGAGCAGGCCUUGUCUGCAUCUGUGAGGAGAAUCCAGAACAACCCUGAAAAUCAGUCUCUUUCCAGUGACACCAGAAGGUGUUUGCCAUUUGCCAGUCCUCUUGAAGAAAUCAGGUUUUACUUUGGAGUCUUUAUCUCAGCAAUUAGUGUAUGAUGUGUAAUGCUCAGAUAAAAGAUGUUACUAAAAUGCUUGUAAAAACUGCCUUUGGAAGACAGGAAAAGAAAGAGUCAAUGCAGAUUUCCUCAGGGAACAUAAGAGGGAUGUAAAGGCAGGGUAUAGUUUUAUUUGAAUGGAAGAUGGCUAAGAAAUUCAUUUUUUCUAGACAAAAUUAAAGAGCAAUAUGUCACUACUUGAAUUACUGAAAUUAGAAGAAAGCAGUAAUUACUGAACAAGGUCUUAAUGCUACAGCUUAUAAUGUUCCAAAUAGGGAAAAAAAAAACAUGUUUGAUGAUAUAAAAAUACAGAAAGUGAGCUUGAACCAUAACCUAAUUAUAGUGUAAAUCUAUACAUUUGUAUAAAUCUUUUAGGAAAUCUACUGUAAAUAUGAAGGCUUCUUGUUUAUAUAGCUGCUUGGUCAAAGGAUACUUUGUCUGUAAUUGUGUCUAUAUAAUUGUAUACUUCAUACCAAAUUACUUCAGCAAGCAAAAAAAUACUACUUUAGCAUGAUAUCCUGGAGGUGCUGAGUACCCACUUUGCAAAGUGCUCAUUCUACAUGGAAUUAAAAAAAAAUGUGGCACCAUGGGUUUGGUAGGUUUUUAUCAUAUCUGCAAAGGUAUCAGCUUCAGGAAACCUAAGAUUUUAUUAAACCCUGUUAACUGGUACUUUGAAGGAAUACAUAUGCAAAUUCUCAUUUUUUUCUUUCUUUGUAUACAAAGAAAUUACUUUGGGUCCAUAAUAAUUUUUCCUGUCAACUCUUUCUCCUGUAUCCAGGGACUCCAUUCUGCAAAUUCCCAGAUAUUUAUACUGAAGUGAAUGAAAAUGAGGAUCUUCAAUAUUAGGACCUAAAAGUGUAAAUAGCACCUGGCAUCAGAAUUUGUAGUAUCAGUAUUUAGCUGUAGUAAUUAAUUCUUGCAGUGAAGCCAACACAUCUUUCAGGGAAGGGGAGCACCUAACCUAUAAACCAGCAGGUUUGGCUGUGCAGAGGUAAAGCUACUGGUAUUCCAGCAGUAAAAUGUAGGCUCACAUAGAUCAGAGCACUCAAGUAGGGGUUUAACUCUAUGUGUGAGUUCUCCGUUGAUGAGACUACGUGUGUUUCUAAAGUUAGGCACACAUUUGUAUGCUCUUCUUAAACCAGGCUUUUGGCAAGAGCACAUACUCUUAUAGCUUUGUUUGAAAUAUGCACUUUGUAAGACAAUCUAUCUUUCUCUGCUUUUAUGCAAUUUAUCUUGUAUUUAGAGACCAGACAAAUAUAGAGAAUUUUGUUUUCUAAUGAUUUCUUGCAUUGCAGAGGGAAAGAGAGAAUGAAGACAGGUUUAACCAUACACUUGAGCAUGUGAAAGCAUUGCCUAGGUUUGUAAACGGUGUCCAUUUGCCAUCAAGUUCAAAGGAACUAAUUUGAGCAUGUCAAAAAAACCAGCACAUGACAAGCAGGUCACGUUACAUAAAUGUAUAUAGUUCCAUCUGUAUUCCCUGUACGCUCAACACUCCUCCAGGCAACUGGAGUCAUCGGAGCUCUGAGUGUGCAAGGAAAUACAUGUUUCCCUAAAAGCUUUAGAAAUGCUGUGCUUUUAAGCCACAGAUGAUGUUGUCUGUGUAAUUUGUAGUGUUAAAAGGAAAUAGAUGGUAGCCUUAUUAACAAGGUGCAAUACUUACAAAGGGCUAAAUUAUGGAAACAAGUCGUGUGUGUCUGUACAACACUUCAAAAUGUGCACUCUUUUAAAACUGACUUUUAUAGCACUGGGAUCUUAUUACCUCUCUGAAAUUAUAAUGCUGGUAUAAUUUUAUAACCAUUUUAUACACCAUGAAACAGGAUUUGGGAUUGCUUGGCUUGAAAUUGUAUUCUUUUGAAAAUAACUUUUAAAAUAGAGAGAUUCCUUCAUCACAGUAUACAGCCUGAAUGGGAUCAUACAACAUGAUCGGCUCCAUCUUAUAUGGAGAGUUCAUGCAAGUUUAUGUAGCUUAUAUACCUACAUAGAAGUAUGUAACAUCAAGGAGGUUAUACAGGAAAAAAUUACAUUAAAGGUUUGUAGUUCAGUUAUGAAAAGGGUUUCAACAAUCAAACUAAAAGCUCCACUUACAUUUUUUCUCUCCAUCUGCACCAUGGGAUCAGCAGAAUACAAGUUGCCAAGUAUGGUGUAUCUUGCUAUCAUACACCUUUUUUUUUUGCUGUUAAAUAAUGACAGACAUGCCAUUUUUCCAUUGCUGUUAUUGUUCUGUCUUAAAGUCCAGAAUUAACUAAAAGGCAGAAAUAAUCUCAUCUGUUAGACAAAAGUUCUUUGGUUGUUUCGCUGUUUGACUGACUUACAGCAAAGGCUGAAAGGACAGGCUCAAAUUCAGGGACAUCAGUUGAAAGAGGCUUGAGCCAGUCAGGUAAGACUUGAAACAGAACUGCUCAGAAUCAGAUCCCAGUAGGAGGAAACUAGUCUUAAGCAGUCAGUUGCAGAAGUUUUUUGGUUUGUUGUUUUGGUUUUUUUUUUAUUACAAGCCUGAUGAAAAGUCUUGUUACGCAGUUAAGAGCAAAAUGCAGAUAGUGGUAUAACUAGCUGGGCCCUCGAAGCAUUGCAGAUUUCCUCAAGAGAGAUGCAAUUACUUCUGUAAAUAACUGCAGUGACUAGGACUGCUCAUACGGGUAAGGGGUAUAGAACAAAAGCACGUGGGUUUUCCUCCAUGUGACUAUUUCUACUGUAAUUGAGAGUGUGAGUGCUUGAGAAGAGGAUUUUGCUGAUAGGCUUUGUGAGAGGGAUGGAUAGGCACCCAGGCACAUUGGUGGUGCGGUUGGAAGAUGUUGGCCCAGUUUCUAGCAGUACCAAAGCAGCAGUACUUUGGAUGUGUCACUUUGUGACAGAUUUAAGAGCUGUUAAGUACAUGGUAUUCAGCCUGUAAUCUACCCUACUGAUAGCAGGCCCAGGGAGAAGGAGGAUUCUUGGGAUGGGAUCCAGUAUAGCAAACCUGUUGUGAAGUGAGUCACUACCAUGAUCAUUUGCUGUCAGCUGGAGCAAGUGCUGCACGUGUUAUGUCCAGCCUGAGGGAAGUGGUUGUCUGCAUUCAUUCAUGACCCACAGUGCAGAAUGCUCUUUUGAAGAAUACUCUUUCUUUCAGAGCUUAAAAUAAAACUUUUGGAGGACUUUUAUGUUAUAGAAGGUCACUAAAUAAAUUACAGUAUUGCCAGAGCUGAAACCAGAAGUGGUGGUUUCCCUCCUUCCAGAGCCAUGCUGCAGCUCCCUGAUCAGCUGGUGGGAGCACGCUCCUGUAUGGGCUCUUCAGACCCCCAUAACCUUAGCUUUUUCCCCAAGAUUUACUGGAACCCUAAAGAGCCCUACACCAGGCCAAUGAGUUUGACCCUCAGCUAAAGGAAGCUAUUUCCAGCUCUUUCGCAACUCCUCCACUUCCUAAACAAGUGUUUUAUUAGUAGACUUUUGUAAAGGGGGCAUUGCCCCAUGAUUUCCCAAUGGCAUUGCUAACACAGCACUAGCAACCCCUGCAUUUGCAAGGAACCAGACAUCAUCUUUGUUAGUCAUGGAGUUUAGGCCAUAUUAUUUUAGAUUUUAUCUCUACAUUUCGCCUAACAACUGUAGUUCCACAGCAGAUUAAGUUGGCAUAAGCUUGUGCUACUGUUGAAAGAGCUGUUCUACCCUGGCAGAGACAUUUCUAGAGAGAAAUAUCCUGGGAUAUGCUAGCUUGAACCACUCCUAAAAGUGUAGGUCUGUAUAAAAUGCCUAAAGGCUACAUCAGGAUAUGGCUUGUUGGGUUGGUACCUCUGCUCUUCAUGUGGUAGACAUGACAAUACUGCCUUUAUCUCACUCUGUCUUGGCUGGAGUCUCAUUAAGGGCCUGGACUUGCUCAUACUCUUCCAGUAUUUAGCUCAGGAGAGCUCCACUAACACAUGGUUGCUUAGCACUAAUAGAGUACCAUAAAAACAGCACCGAUUUUGAUACGGAGUCUUGGAGGUGGUGGGGGGAGAGUUAGAUCAAUAAUCCUACGUGCAGUGAGUCUUAAGACUGUUAACUGUGCCAUGGUUUUGCUAAGCAGAUACUGGAAGAGUUAAGGGACAUGAAAAGCAAUCUUACUGGGCCGUGUUCCUCCCUGGUCCAGGAGUGUCCUGGAGCCAACUUGAUGUUAUUCAGGGUAGUCUCAGGCCAUGCAAGGUUUACUGGGGAAUGUGAUACCUGUGCAAGAUCUGUGGGCCACAGAAAACCAGGGUGUACUUCUUACCCAGACAUAAUGGCAAGUAGGAAAGAUCCUCAGCUGCUUUGCUAGUGCAGUUUUCCAGCCUCUCUUUAUUAUAGGAUCAGUGUAAUGGUGAUGGGACUGCUGGGAAAAGGUAAAGGCUCAUCAGUUAACUGAAGGAAGGUAACUGCCAGCAUCAGUUGCACUAUGUUUUGUUAAACUCUGUGAAGAAAGUAAGUACGUUUUCUUCUCCUCUGCUAGUCAUACUGUUUCAUAUAAGAAAAGUAUUUCCAUCACAGAAGGGGGUGAAUUUAACACUAGUUAAGCAGCUGCUGGCUAGUUGCCCAGUUUUUAUUAAUAUGGGAUUUCUAAUACACUCUGUUUGCGAAGUGCGAGUAAGCACUACCGACUAAGACUGCAGUACUUAGAGCCGUACACCCUUCCAUCUCACUUGAGUCACAAAAGGGAAAUAAGUGCCCACAUACAUUGUUCUUCCUUUGUUUCCUAUCAAAUAUGGUUUUAGAGAACAUAAAGUAAAUGUAAGUUCUUUUUUUAAUUUUUUUUUUUCUGAAUUAUUAUUUUUGGAACCAGAGCAUUUCUCUUUCACUCAGUGUAAAAUUACUGUACUUUUAUUUGCUCUGCAUUGCACUUUAUGUAUUCUUUUCACUUGUUGGGCUUUUGUUAAUCUAGUUUUAACUAGAAAUUAACCAUGAAACGAAGAUGUUUUUAUAAACAUGCAAGUUCCAUAAAAUACGGCAAAUAAACUAUUUAGGUCAGAGAUGUUUUUAGUGAUAUGUUGAAAUACUAUAGCUUCUGUAAUUAUUUACCGUUUGGUAAAUUUAAUACAUUAAUGGAUAGUAUGGUUUAAAAUGGAAUGUAAGUAAGCAGAAGACAAAGUUCUAGACAUUGGAUCUGCUUAUUUGCAUUAGUUUAACUGAUACGGGUCUUAACAAAAUUAGUCUGAUCUAGAUUAAAGAAUUAUAAAACUAUUUAAUAAACCAGGUUCAAAUGAAAAGAGGUUACAGAAAAGUUGAAAUUGGAUUAACCUAAUUGCUGAAGAAAUAGUAUUUUCCACCAGGCUAGUGCAGAGCUGUCUAGUGGGCAGUCUGAUAAGCCCCUUGUCCCUGGAGGGACUGAAUUCAUACAAGACACUACCUGAAGUCAAAUGGGAGUAUGUAUUUCCCUGCUAUAAGCAGUAGCUCUCCAAACUCUUGUGAUUACAGAUGUGUUUCCAGGGUGACAAUAGUACUUCCAUUUGUUUUUUUCCUGCCUUCAUCCCCUCUAAUUAUGGGAGCCAGUGUCAUAAAGACAAUCUUCUUGUUCCUAAAUGUGCUAAUGAAGAGCUUACUUACCUUCUCUCUGAUUUUGGUGUUAAACUUGCAGCCCUAAUACAACGGCAUGUAGUUUAGCUUAAGAAUUUUUAGAUGCCAGUUAAAAGUAUUUAAACAAAGAACAGCUACUCUAUCCCAGUACAAAAUUCAUUUAAAUCUUGUGGAGCAUACUGAAAAAUAAAGACCUGUUUUACUUUUACUUUGUCCAAACUCUUUAUUCCAAAUCAUACCUGGGAAGAUGGAAGUCUGCAGUGACUGGAAAACAAAGCAUACAGUAGUGAAAGAAGAGAGAGAUGGUGAGACUCUCACUUUCUUCAUGGGCUCUCUUCUCCCAGGCUGAUGUGUGUGUGUGCACAGACCACACACAGCUCUGAAGUUCUCGACACCAUGAUGUGAAACCCUUUCAAAAGCGCUUUGUCAGCCACCUCCCGCAGCCUUUUAAAGAGGCUUUCAGACAUCCUGCUUUUUACAUUUCUACAUAAAACUAAAAGCUAACCUCUGCUCCAGUAGCAUGAUUACUGUCUCACCUUGAGCUGCAAGUAGAUCAUCCUGCUAAUUUUAAUCAAGCUACAGUUUUUGCCUACAAAAAUGGGCAAGAUCUGGGUAUUUCUGCAUGUUGUAAAGCGGUGGUGUCCUUUUAGGGAGUAACAGGAGACUCUGGAACAUGGCAAGUGCACCGCCAAGUGACAUGCAAGCUUCGUGCUUGGCAUUAGUGGGCACUGGGAUACCUGUGCUGAAGAUAAAUUGUAGGUUAAUGUCACCUAUACAACCUACCACAGAACUGAGUGCUGCACAACACUGCUCAGGUCUUGUAAGUGUGGAAAAACGAAGCUUAAAAGCUUUGCCCUAAGCACAGAGUGUCUCUGAAUACUCAGUUUGAGCUGGAGGAGCAAGAGCAGUGACAGGCCUACUCCAAGAUGGCAACCCAUCAGGCAGCACAAAUAACAGAUCUGUUGCCCAACUAGUUUCCCUAUUUUCAUGUAUGUUUGAAGGAAAGCUUAAAAAAGACUUCUACAUGAUCACAAUCUGAUUUGAUUCUGCCCUCUGGGGGCAUCUGUGGGUCAGCGCAGCAGAUUUAGAUAAGGUACUUCCACUGCCAGUGACUUGCACAUAGCAAAAAAAUCUGUUUCUUAGAAGCAGGUGCUUUUUCUUUUUCCUUAAGAUAACAAACCACAAUAAAAAUGCCAUUCUGCAGCCUUUUGUUAAAUUCUCACUGUCUCCCUGUAGCAGCUGCAGCUGGGGAGAACUCUAAAAGUUCAGAGAACCAUGGCCAUAACUCAUAAAAAAGCCUCUGCAACCUAUUGCUACUGAAAAUGUUCUUGUGCUAGACCAAGAACAUAGAGACUUGGGCUCUCCAAAAUUUCCUGUUGCUGUUCCUUUAUAUGAAAAUGGUGUUAAAAUCUUUGUGUCUGCAUCCAAGUCAAUUCUGCCUGCUGAACCAAAAGCACUUCCAACAGACUUCAGCCAUGCAGGGAGUCAUUCUCAGUAGAAGUCAUGAUGCUCCAAACAUUCUGAAUGUUUUUCUUAGAAAUAUUUGCAAAAUUAGCAAUGUGAAUGUUAAUGCCUAAAAGUCUAUGAAAAGAACUGAGUGAAAAUACUGAGAAGAAUGUGCUUGCACUUGAGAUGUUGAAGAAAGACUACUGAAUUACUAAUUUGCUAAGCACUUGCUCCUGAGUUUGAUUAAUGCACUAAACCAGCUUUGGACAGAGUUACUUGUAAGAACCAAGAAGGAAUACUUUUUUCCUCGAGUUAUCCAAGUUAUUCAUAGACUCAUAGAAUAGUUAGGGUUGGAAAGGACCUUAAGAUCAUCUAGUUCCAACCCCCUGGCAUGGGCAGGGACACCUCACACUAGACCAUGUUCCCCAAGCUCAUUCACUUCGGUAAUAGUUUGUUUCUAUUUACUGGGUUUUAGAAUGAGCAAAUCUUGUCCUCUUGCACUUCUAAUCUCCAUUGCUUGUAGGGAAAGAAUCUUUUCUGCUGUUUCAUUUCCCAGUGAAUGAUCAGGUCACUAGCUACAGGCAAUGUUUCUUCGCGUAGAUUGAAAAAUAGGCUUUGAUGAAUUUACUCCUCCGUGCAAUUCCUGAUUAUCUGAUUAUUUUUUCUAGCUUCAAAAAUGCUUUUAUGCAAUUUUCAUAGAUAUGGUUGAAUAACAAUUGCAAGGAAGAAUUUUAAGUAAUCUAGUAAGUGUUUUAACCACUUUUUUUCCUAAGUAAAAGUUGAGAACAUGAAGAAACAUGAAGUAUCAUGAACAAAGUCGAUUCAUUGCUGAAUUAAAUAUUUCUAGAACAUCUUGAUUAGUAAAAACAGUGAUCUUUGUGGAAGUUACCUUUAGGAGCAAAUCACUGUGUUUUAGUAAGCAUAGCAAGCGCGAAAGCAGGUUUCUUCAGAAAAAAAAACACAAAUGGAAAACAAGAUUAAGGUAGAUCAUUUAAACCAAGGUUUUCUCCUUGUCUUUAAGCCAAUCCUGCCUGGUAUGUUACUGUUGUACAUUCCGGGAUGCUCAGGACAAUAGACAUUCCUCAAGGGAAGCAGCUAGGUUCCAAAGUGUUAACUGAAAGAAAAAGUGAGCAAACUCGUAAGAUCUUCUAGCACAGCGAUUGCCAAAAAAUGCCAAAAAUCACUCUUCGCCUCUGAACUAGAAUUCAGCAUUUUAGAAGAAUCGUGCUUUAAUGUAGCUCACACACCAUAGUUAAAAGCAGAUUUCUGUUGGUUUGCUUCUUUGUCUUACAGGGCUUGUGCUUGGUAAUAAACCUCAGAAUGGGGUAUGCCAGUACCUCAGAUGACCACAGUUAAAUUGGAAUCUCUCAAAAUCCCCAGAUCUAUUACACGUUAUUACAGAAACAACAGUCUUUGAAUGAAAAACUACUUAAAAUUAGCUCAAAAAAAGUAAGAAGAAAAAGAAGCUAAUGCUUUAUUUGGGAAAUGCCAUUCAGCUACCAUUAACUCCUAGGCUGUGUGCUUAACUGGUCUCCUGUAGCUUUUUCAGGUUGCAAUUUUUGUUGAAAGCAAAUGCUGAUAAAACUACAUAGCAAAGAACUUUCCCUUGAUCUUUGUAAAUGAAUGUAUAUGUGCGAACUAUGCAUUUUCAUACAGGUACAUACUGUACCUUGAAUCAGUUCAACUCCAACCUCUUCCCCUAGGUUAGUAAUCGCCAAACUUCAGGAGCUGAAGGUGCUCCUAUCUCUUUUAGCGAAUGUUUGUCUCCUGUCUUGUUUCUGCUCUCCAAAAGCCUGAGGUGCAGGACAGAGGUGUGCUGAGCUACAGCUCAUCAGGAGCAGAGUGGCAGGGGGCUUGUGGCCAAGCAGGGGUCUGGCAUGCUCUGGGGAACCAGUCUGGAAUCCCAGGCCCAGCAUAUCCAAGCAGAGGGAUGGGUUACCUGUGCUUAUUCAGCACCAGCAUCUCUUGCACUUCUGCUCAGUGUCUUGCAUGCUUGGGCAGAAGUGCGGGACCAGGAGCUGCUCUCUCACACAGGGUCAGUAAGAGUCCGCAGCAACACUAGAACAAGCUAUGCCAAGGAGGUGGCCACUGCAAAUAGGGCUUGCAGCCAUGAUCCUCCCCCUUAAAAGAACCUUUUCAGCCACCCUACCAGCCCAGGUUUGUUCUUGCCACCACUCCUCCACAGUGCUCUGCAGCACACCACUUAGGAUGUGUGGAUGACUCCUUAGGGGUUGUAGACUCACGGCUGAGACCUGAUGCCCCAGAUGAUGUUAUGCUCAAAACACCCAAUCCUUCAUCCUAAUCAUUGACUGGACUCCAGGGCUGGGAUGUGUAAGAGACAAAAGAUCAGACCUUGUUUUUAGUGUAACAUCUGUUGGAAGAGAGUAGGAAAGAUGGAAAAUGGGUAUCUUGUUCUUGUAGUCUGUGCAAUUAAAUUAAUGAAAAAGGUAUUGCAUGUGACAUUCUUACUUAAACUUUGGGUUGUUGCUGUACUGUACAUCAACCCAGCCUGGUCAGUUAAUGAAGUGUGUUUCUUACAGCUUAUCCUAUGGCAAGAAAGAAAAUUGGAAGUAUUAAGAAUAUCCUUGCUUUAGAGUAAAGCAAGCCUGGAGAGAACAACAAAGAAAGAUUCUGUUUAUAUGCAAACUGUUUAAACGUUUGAUACCAGUCUGAAGGCAGUAGUAUUCUUAUCUAUCCAGAGAUGUGCACUGUUCUAGGUUGUGUUUAAUUGAAAAAUAUUUUUGCAGUAUGUAUCUGUAUUUGAUAGGCUAAGGCUUCCACUUUAUAUUCUUUACAGGAAUUAGAGUGGAAAUUAUGUUUUCCCCUUCAUUGAACUACCUGCCCAUGCUAGAUGUUCAUUUGUGUAAAGAAUAUUUCUACUACUUCAGAGGGGUUUGGGUUGGUUUUUUUUAAACACUGUCCUUUUCAAAGAAUUCAGUGCUUUUUGUAUGUUGCUCAAUAGAAAAACAUACUCCUUGCAGGGCCCUGACCACACCAUCCAGGAACUCAGUGACUUGAAAACAAUGCUUGAGGGCAGGGCUUUGGGUUUGUCAGCUUCUGCAUCUCCCAUAGACAUGACUGCUUCUGUCAGUGGGGGCCCUGCCCAGGAGGGUUGGGCAGAGGUGGCUGUAGGGAUGCUCAGACUGGUCCAGGAGGCUCUCUGGAGCUGACACAUCUCUGGUACCAGGAUGCACCAGAAACAAUAUAACAAAUAACAGCAACAGAAAGACACUUUCCAUUUCUCUGCAACUGUCCAGUGCGCUCAGUGUAGCUCCAGCUGCAGUCCUUCAAAUCAAAGCUUGGACUGCAACUGCCAGUUCUCUGCUGUCCCUUCCUAUCACAAGGUUAACUUUCUAAAAUAAGAGGGAGCUUCCAACUCUGGCACUGAUGGAAAUACUGAAUACUUUUAAUAUAUAUAUAUAUUUGGAAAGUAUUUGGAAAAAGCAUUUUGUCUUUUUUUAUACAACUUUUAGCCAAAUAGAAGUAUUCUGAUUAUUACUUCUGUGGAUACCUGUCCACCUGUAAAUAAACUCACAUAUUCAGAUACAUGAAUCUGAAGAAAAAAGAUAAAGACUGUUCAGUGGCUAUGCGCUUUGCUAGCUGUUGGUUCCUUUGUACAUAGGAGAUAACUGUUUAAAUGUUGGGUGGGGUUGUUUUUUUUUAUUUAAUUCUUGUUCCUCUAAAGAAAGAAGAAGAAAACCUUUUGACUUUGUUUUCUCUUUUCUGAGUUAAUACAAAGAUUUUCUAACUUUUUACUGCAGAAAUGGAUAAAUACCUGGUGCUAUGUGAAUUUGAGUCAAACUGGCCAUAGCAGACACACCGGUUAGAAUGCACUUUUCCUGUGGCACACGUUGUAUUUUCUCAGAAGGGACUUUCAAAGUACCAUGAGAUGUUUACAUUUCUUCUUGUUACCCCAAAUAGUUUUGGUUAUUGAAAUAACUCCCCAAAAUAAAAUCAUGAUCCAUUACCAAUGCGCUGAAUCCUUACAUUUAGGUAUCUACAACAGGUUUGUACAAAUACCAUUUUAGAGAUGAUAGUUGAAAUAUUGGGCUUUCAUACUUUGUAAUGCUUUGAUGUGACAAUAAAUAUGCUGUUGCUAUCUAGUCUAACCUCAUUGUAGACCUGUAACUUCCUGUGUAUGGUUAUGUCAUAAUUUGCACUGGCUUGAAUUCAGCCAAAUACUGACUGUUCAGCUGAAAUACUCCGACUGUUAUGAUGUCCACAAAACAUUAAUUAAAUACACUUGUUUCCGA
Molecule: messenger RNA, 17493 nt
Organism: Pezoporus occidentalis (night parrot)
Lineage: Eukaryota; Metazoa; Chordata; Aves; Psittaciformes; Psittacidae
Gene: ZNF704
Product: zinc finger protein 704
Exons: 9
Coding region: 63-1604 (513 amino acids)
Biological process (GO): regulation of transcription by RNA polymerase II
Cellular component (GO): nucleus
Molecular function (GO): RNA polymerase II cis-regulatory region sequence-specific DNA binding; DNA-binding transcription factor activity
Source: RefSeq, a predicted model, not a curated record